Erinaceus europaeus (western European hedgehog) is the source of this 8594-nucleotide messenger RNA. RefSeq names its product insulin receptor substrate 1 (gene IRS1). Lineage: Eukaryota; Metazoa; Chordata; Mammalia; Eulipotyphla; Erinaceidae. The record is from RefSeq and is a predicted model, not a curated record. Gene Ontology annotation, biological process: insulin receptor signaling pathway. The transcript is spliced from 2 exons. Gene Ontology annotation, molecular function: phosphatidylinositol 3-kinase binding; insulin receptor binding. The coding region runs from base 391 to 4134 and encodes 1247 amino acids. Gene Ontology annotation, cellular component: plasma membrane; cytosol.
ACAGGGGAAGUCAGGCGGGGAAGGCGCGCGCGCCUGGAGGGACAACGCGGGGACCCCCGGCCGCCGGACUCCUGCCGGAGCGGCGGGGGAUGUCCUCUAGCCCCUGCGUGGCCGCCGCGGCGGGGAGAAACGGGGCUGCUCUCCCCAGGGCAUGAGCCGCCCCUGAACUCCGUGCGCCGCGACCUCCCGGGCGCAGCCGCCGAGUCCCCGGGCGACCGCCCCUCCUCGCCGCGGGGGGCGGCGUGGCCUUCGGAGCCCGGGGUUCUGCCGCCUGCUGCCCUGCGUGCAUGUGCGGGGCCGCGGCCCGGCGCCUCCGCCCCCCACCCGGUGCUUGUUACCCGGCGGCACGUUUCCCCGCUCGGCGGCCGCGGCGGCGGUGGCUGCAGCAGCAUGGCGAGCCCCCCGGACACCGACGGCUUCUCGGACGUGCGCAAGGUGGGCUACCUGCGCAAACCCAAGAGCAUGCACAAGCGCUUCUUCGUGCUGCGGGCGGCCAGUGAGGCGGGCGGCCCGGCGCGCCUCGAGUACUAUGAGAAUGAGAAGAAGUGGAGGCACAAGUCGAGCGCCCCCAAACGCUCGAUCCCCCUGGAGAGCUGCUUCAACAUCAACAAGCGGGCUGACUCCAAGAACAAGCACCUGGUGGCCCUCUACACCCGGGACGAGCACUUCGCCAUCGCGGCCGACAGCGAGGCCGAGCAGGACAGCUGGUACCAGGCCCUCCUGCAGCUGCACAACCGGGCCAAGGGCCACCACCACGAUGGCGCCGUGGCCUCCGGGGUGGGAGGCGGUGGCGGCGGGGGCAGCUGCAGCGGUGGCAGCUCGGGCCUGGGCGAGGCCGGGGAGGACCUGAGCUAUGGGGACGUCCCCCCGGGGCCCGCGUUCAAGGAAGUCUGGCAGGUGAUCCUGAAGCCCAAGGGCCUGGGGCAGACAAAGAACCUGAUUGGUAUCUACCGCCUCUGCCUGACCAGCAAGACCAUCAGCUUCGUGAAGCUCAACUCCGAGGCGGCCGCCGUGGUGCUACAACUCAUGAACAUCCGCCGCUGUGGCCACUCUGAGAACUUCUUCUUCAUCGAGGUGGGCCGCUCAGCCGUGACCGGCCCGGGGGAGUUCUGGAUGCAGGUGGAUGACUCCGUGGUGGCCCAGAACAUGCACGAGACCAUCCUGGAGGCCAUGCGGGCCAUGAGCGACGAGUUCCGCCCACGCAGCAAGAGCCAGUCGUCCUCCAACUGCUCCAACCCCAUCAGCGUCCCCCUGCGACGGCACCACCUCAACAAUCCCCCACCCAGCCAGGUGGGCCUGACCCGCCGCUCCCGCACUGAGAGCAUCACCGCCACGUCCCCCGCUAGCCUGGUGGGCGGCAAGCAGGGCUCCUUCCGGGUGCGCGCGUCCAGCGACGGCGAGGGCACCAUGUCCAGGCCAGCCUCGGUGGAUGGCAGCCCUGUGAGCCCCAGCACUACUCGAACCCACGCCCACAGGCACCGAGGCAGCUCCCGGCUGCACCCACCUCUCAACCACAGCCGUUCCAUCCCCAUGCCUUCUUCUCGCUGCUCGCCCUCGGCCACCAGCCCGGUCAGCCUGUCGUCCAGCAGCACCAGUGGCCACGGCUCCACCUCCGACUGCCUCUUCCCGCGACGCUCCAGCGCCUCGGUGUCCGGCUCCCCCAGCGACGGUGGCUUCAUCUCCUCCGAUGAGUAUGGCUCCAGCCCCUGCGACUUCAGGAGCUCCUUCCGCAGCGUCACCCCGGAUUCCUUGGGCCAUACCCCGCCAGCCCGCGGUGAGGAGGAGCUGAGUAACUACAUCUGCAUGGGAGGCAAGGGGGCUGCCACUUUGGCGGCCCCCAAUGGCCACUACAUCCUGCCUCGGGGUGGCAAUGGGCAUCGCUAUGUCCCCGGUGCUGGCUUGGGUCUGAGCCCAGCGCUGGCCGGAGAGGAAGCGGCCACUGCUGCCGACCUGGAGAACCGCUUCCGAAAGCGGACCCAUUCGGCUGGCACCUCGCCCACCAUCUCCCACCAGAAGACGCCCUCUCAGUCCUCCGUGGCGUCCAUCGAGGAAUAUACAGAGAUGAUGCCCGCCUACCCACCAGGAGGUGGCAGUGGAGGCCGGCUGCCUGGCUACCGGCAUUCCGCCUUCGUGCCCACCCACUCAUACCCGGAGGAGGGUCUGGAGAUGCACCCCCUAGAGCGACGGGGGGGCCACCACCACCACCGCUCUGAUGCCUCUGCCCUCCACACCGACGACGGCUAUAUGCCCAUGUCCCCCGGGGUGGCCCCUGUGCCCAGCGGCAGCCGCAAGGGCAGCGAGGACUACAUGCCCAUGAGCCCCAAGAGUGUGUCGGCCCCGCAGCAGAUCAUCAACCCAGUCCGCCGCCACCCGCAGAGAGUGGACCCCAAUGGCUACAUGAUGAUGUCCCCCAGUGGAAGCUGCUCCCCUGACAUCGGGGGUGGGCCUGGUGGUGGUGGGAACAGCACCACCCAGUCUGGGAGCACUUACGGCAAGAUGUGGACAAACGGGGUAGGAGGGCACCACUCUCACGCCCUCCCGCACCCCAAACUGCCCUCUGAAAGCCGUGGCGGUGGGGGCAAGCUCCUGCCUUGCACAGGGGACUACAUGAACAUGUCGCCGGUGGGGGACUCCAACACCAGCAGCCCCUCCGACUGCUACUAUGGCCCAGAAGACCCCCAGCACAAGUCGGUCCUCUCUUACUACUCCUUGCCAAGGUCUUUUAAGCACACCCAGCGGCCGGGGGAGUUGGAGGAGCCCCCCCGACACCAGCACCUCCGCCUGUCCUCCAGCUCGGGGCGCCUCCUCUACGCUGCUGCAGCUGCAGAUGACUCUUCAUCCUCCACCAGCAGCGACAGCCUGGGCGGGGGCUAUUGUGGGGGGCGGCCUGAGCCCGGCCUCCCGCACCUGCACCACCAGGUGCUGCAGCCCCACUUGCCCCGCAAGGUGGACACAGCCGCCCAGACCAAUAGCCGCCUCACCCGGCCCACCAGGCUGUCCCUAGGAGACCCCAAGGCCAGCACCUUACCGAGGGCCAGAGAGCAGCCCCCACCCCCACAGCCGCCCUCACUGGGCCACUACCCUCCCGAGCCCAAGAGCCCAGGGGAAUACGUGAACAUAGAUUUUGGGAGCGAGCAGCCUGGCUACUUAUCCUGCCCUGUGGCUUCGCACAGCUCGCCUGCGGUCAAGUGUCCAGCUCAGCUCCAGCUGGCUUCCCGCCAGGAAGAGACAGGCACAGAAGAAUACAUGAACAUGGACUUGGGGCCCGGCCGGAGGGUGGCCUGGGAGGAUAGCCCCAGAGGCCCACCAGGAAGAGGGGUCCCUGCCCCCCCAGGGGCCCCCAGCCUAUGCAGACCGCAGCGGGCGGUGCCCGGCGGCCGGGGCGACUACAUGACUAUGCAGAUGGGCUGUCCCCGCCAGAGCUACGUGGACAUCUCACCUGUGGCCCCCGUGAGCUAUGCGGACAUGCGGACAGGCUUGGCGGAGGAGGCCAGCCUUCCUGGGGCCACAGCGGACACGCCCUGUUCAUCUUCAGCUGCCUCGACUUCCCCCACGGCUCCUCCGGGAGGGUCUUCUUCCCUGUUGGGGGCCCCCCAGGGCCCCGGGAGCGUGAGCGCCUUCACCAGGGUGAACCUCAGUCCCAACCACAACCAGAGUGCCAAAGUGAUCCGCGCCGACCCGCUAGGGUGCAGGAGGCGCCACAGCUCCGAGACCUUCUCCUCCACACCCAGUGCCACCCGGGCAGGCAACGCGGUGCCCUUCGGUGCGGGGGCUGCCAUGGGGGCCAGCGGGGGCGGCAGCAGCAGCAAGGAGGACAUGAAGCGCCACAGCUCGGCCUCCUUUGAGAACGUGUGGCUGAGGCCUGGGGAACUGGGGGGAGCCCCCAAGGAGCCAGCCCCUGUGUGCGGGGGCCCCGGGGGCGUGGAGAAUGGGCUGAACUACAUAGACCUGGAUUUGGUUAAGGACUUCAAGCAGCGCCCUCAGGAGCGCCCCCCGCAACUGCGACCCCCGGCACCCCCAUCCCCGCGCCAGCCUCUGGGCAGCAGUGAGAGCGGCUCUGCCAGCCGCUCCAGCGAGGAUCUAAGCGCCUAUGCCAGCAUCAGUUUCCAGAAGCAGCCAGACGACCUCCAGUAGCUCAACUGGACAUCACAGCAGAAUGAAGACCUAAAUGACCUCAGCAAAUCCUCCUUUAACUCAUGGGUACCCAGACUCUAUUUUGUCGUGAUUCACAACCAGGACCUCGCAUCUUCCUCCUCAGUAGAUGGUACGAUGUAUCCAUUUCAGUUUGUUUACUUUAUACAAUCCUCAGGAGUUCGUUGACUGAACUGCACAUUCUCUAUUAUGCCAAGCAAAAAUAAUAAUAAUAAUAAUAAUAAAAUAAAAUUUCAAAAGCACUGUGACACCAGAACAAUGAGUCUGCAUAAAGUUCAUCUUCAACCUUAAGGACUUAGCUGGCUACCCAAGCUGAUGGGCCCACCGCCAUGCCAUGAGAGAAGGGGUCUCCUCUCAUCACACUGACAGGAUACAUUUUCAUCUGCUGCUGGAACUGUGCACGACCACGCGUCAUUGUAAAUUAUCUCACAUGGAACUGUUCACGUGGGGUGGAGAGACUAUUAAAUAUUUAACAUAGGUUUUGAUUUCUAUGUGUAAUUUUUUAAAUUAAAAUGUAACUUUUCUUAUAGCACAUCUUUUUUUUGGAUGUGGAACUGAGGUAUACAAUGUUCUGUUAUAAAGAGUGGAGUGAAUGCUUAAAACAAGGCCUGGGAGGAAAAAAAAAAGUAGACUAGGGUACGAUCCUUGUUUUAAGAGUGUAGUUUAGACGAAAAGAAGAAGAAGUAUGGUUCUCAAUUGUAUAGUUCUAUUUGCUGAUACUUUCUCUUGUAAUAUAGCUCUGAAGUUGAGCUGAGAUCCUGACAAGAGUUAAUCCUAAUUUUGUAUUUUUUUCCCUGGAAGGCAGUAGGCUAUGUUAAUUAAACUGAAGAAGGAUAUAUUCUACUGAGGAUUUCCAAGUGUCAGCUUAAAAUUGGCAAUUGAAUGGAAGCAAAAUUACAAGAAAAGGAAAUCAAAGUCUUCCAUUGUAUAUACUGUAAAGAGAAGGAGACAUGAGUGAUCCCUUCAAAUCAAAAGCUCUCUUUGGAAUGAACAAUGUGGGUGUUUGUAAAUUCUGGAAAUUUCUUUCUAUUCAUAAUAAACUAGAGACUGUUGAUCUUUUCUUCUCCCCCUCCCUCUCCACUUCUGUAAGCUUCCUGCUCCAUUAACCACUUUUUCCCCCCUGUAUACACGUUUAGGGUAUUUGUUUCCUGUGUUGUCUCGAGAAAGAUGGUAAGACAAGGGGGUGCUUGUCUUUAACUUCUAGCCAGAGAUCAAAAUUCCAGAAAGUGGUGUUUUCAUGACCAAUGCCACAUGUCAUGUUCCUUGAGACCCUCAGCUCACAUUUUCUCAGAACCUCCAGUGUUUCAUUAGCAAACUGAUUGUAAUUUGGCCCUUUUGCCCUGGUGGGUAUGAGCCUAUUCAUGAUUAGCUAGGAAGACCCAGUUCACAGAGAGCACACAACCACAUAAAGACAGAACCUAUGGAGUUUUUCAUCUUUUCACUAGAAAACCCCUCAGGGUUAAGUAGAAUGAUACCCAUCUUGGGCUCUUGAAAACUCUCCUCCAUCAGGAAUUCCCCAUCCCGCUGCUCAGAUGAGCAGUGUUUUAUUUCUCUGCCGGGUUGAACUCUCAGGGUGAAGAUAGGACUGCUAAGAAGGGUUCAGAGUUGGGGAGAGAUGGCAUUGCAGUGGCUUCUGCCCCUCAAGAAAUGACAUCUACACACACACACACACACACACAGACACACACACACACACACACACACACACACACACACACCCUACCUUUUCAAAGGGGAAUGAGACUCAGUGGAACCCUCCACACUGCAGAGGCCUGUGUGAACAUUGACUUUGCUGAAUGGCCUGACAGACCAUGUGGUCUGUGGUUCCCUGUUCUUCUCGGCAGAUUCUAAUCACUCAAAUGCUCAUCCACUUCCAAGAUAACUAGGUAUGGAGUCCUAGGAGCUCAUUGCUUUCAAGGAAUGGGCUGAAUUCCAAAAUUUCUUAUUAAGAGAGAACAUUAGAAAUGUGAAAAAUCUACUAUGAAAGGGUUUUAUUUUUCACUUUCAUGAAAUUACUUUCAUGGUUCAGCUGCCAUUUUUCAAUUACUCAGACUCUUGCUAAUGUAGGGAGCAGUAAGCUUUCUUUCCCCAACCCCCACCCUUGAAUGCGGGGUGUAAGUCAUUAAGGAAAAAUCAAUGAAAAGAAUCAACUCCAAUCAUUCUCCUGUAAAGUUGGUUAUUCUUUCCCAAGCUAGCCUUGGAAUAUAUAUUACCAAGGCAUCUCUGCAUGUGGAUUCAAAAGCAUUUUUUAGAUGAGAACAGACUGGAAAAUUCAUCUCUUGACUUCAUUUCUCUGAUGUUUCCUUGAGUCAAGUAGUCUUUAACAGUAGAAAUUCUUAUUUAAGCUGUUCCUAUUGUCCCCAAAGCUGGGUUGUAAGGUGAUAUCAAACUUCACCAAUUGGAAACUGGAAGGUGCGUGGAUUCAAGGCGGAAACUCAAGCUCUGGCCCCAUUAGAAGUUGACCUUGAGCAAUAUCGGCUGUUAAGUCCUUGUGUUCAGUUCCUCUUGAAGAAAGUUAGCUUUUAUCCAUUUCAAAGUACUUCUGAGUAAUGUAAGCUGAGAACUGGCAUUAAUGGAACUUCUAGUGGCCUCUGGGUGACCUGUAAGUCAGCAGCAUUUUCCUUCUGAUACAAACUUUCAUAGUGUUCUUUCUUAGAGACUUGGGCAGAGGUUUAAAAUUCUCCUUUGUGGAAAGAACAAAUAUGUUUCAUGACUUUGAUGCUAUCUGCAUUCUGGGUUUUAAAAAAAAAUGUCCUAGAACCAGCUAGAAGAGAAGAGAAUCCAUUAAUGAUCAACUACGAGUCAAUAGUGACAAGUCAGCACUGAUGUGACACUGUGGCUCUUUUUUCCUGACCGUCAAAGGUCAGGGACUCUCUUGACUCAUCUAGAGUGACUGCAAAAAAAUGGACUGACUAAAAAUCAGAUAGCCAGAAGUGAAAUUUUCAGACCUUCCCCUCCCCACCCCACCUUUUUUUUUUUUUCCUUCUUCCCGUCUAUUAUUUCUUAGCUGGGCUAUCUUUUCAAAUAUUCAAAAAAUAGCUUUACUCUCCAUAAGAUACAGUAUUUUUGCAGUUUUGUAACCCUGUUUUGUUUGAUCUCAUAUCCUUAAUGUAUUGUGCCACAUAGUUGGGAACUUUAAUUAUACUGAAGUUGAAUUCAUGGUAAGUGCUCUGACUUCAUUGGCAGAACUUCCUGGGUCAGUUUUUGUCACAAAGAGGCACUGAAACCAGACCACAUGGAAUUAAGACCUUGAUGGGACGGAAUGACAGGACUCUUCAGACAUGUACAUGGGAAUUAAUGUAACUCAAGUAUGAAAUCUCUUUUUAAUGACUUGACAGGGAACCUGUGUUCCUAGGACAUGUCAAGUACUAGUUGGAGGUAGUGUUGCCUUUCUAAAGGCUGCUGAGAAAGGAAGAAGCAUGCUUUUCUAGGGAGACAAGAAGGUUUGACCUUGUUGAUGCGUAGAGCAGACCUCCAGCCUGAAUUUGAUUCUGUGAACCUAAGUUGUCCUUUUGUCAAUACAAUGCCAUGGUUUAGACAUGGAUACCUUUGCUCUUUUCCACAGCCAUGUCAAAGAUCUUAGAGGGCCUAGCCUACUUCCAUUAAUCAGUAUCCUAAUUGUGGGGGAAGAGUUAUCAGAUGCCAGAUUUGGUAUCUCUCUGAGUCCCCUGAACAUCAAUUAGGUCCUGAGAGGGAAUAGGAUUAUACGGAGAGUGACCCUAAACCCUUAACAACAUCAGUAGUAGAGAGUUCAGAAGUAGCUCAUAGAAUUGAAAGUGUGUGAUUUAACUGGUGAGUUACCUUCCUUUGCUAGUGUCUUGAGAACUUGGUGUUCCUGGUGGCAGCACUAAGAGUUCUUAGACUGUUCCCUCCCCUGACCCGGAAGUCCCUUCUUUUGCUUAAGUCCCUACUGCUAACAUGUGCCACAUGCUAGGACAAAUGUAGGAAAACAGGAAGAAAAAACAAACGUUAACCUGUAUUCUAUAGACAUCUUUAGUUAGGUUUUUUUUUUUGUUUAAAGAACUUUGCUAUUGGCUUAAGAAUGUAGUUCCCAGAACAAUUUUCCUUACACCUUUUGGCUACAGGGUGGGCCAGAUUAAAUUCAUCUUUUUUUUUUUUUUCUCAUUUAAUGUCUGUGCAGUUUGGUUGAUCAUCUGAAGAUAGUGGUGCUGUUCAUGGUGCUACUUCAUCUGUGUAUAAAAGGACCAAUGCAUGGUCUCUAUUGCUACCAAAACAUUGAUUGUAUAUAUGUGUAUAACAUGUACUAUGUAUAUAUGUAAUGGGUACCAGGCCAGGUAUAUAUUUUUAUUUAGAAGUGUUUCACUUUUCCAAGUUUUCUUUAUAGUGUUAUGCUUAUUUUCAGUUUUAUUUUCUUCUGAUUCUGUCUGGUACUUAGAACUGUAGUGUCUUCAUCGUUAAUUAAAGAAAACUGUCUAAAUGAA